AUUCGAUUCUGUUAUUUUAUUCUAUUUUGAAUCGAUAAUUUUACAUAUAAUAAGAGUGCAAUAGCAAUGAAAAUUCGAUUAGUCUAUGCACAUGAUUAAUCACUGUUUUUUAUAACUCAUUAAUAAAAUUACAACAAAAAUUUUUGUUGUUGUAAAAAAAAAUAUUUCGAAUGAUAAUUUUUAAAAUUAUUUUAGGAAUUUCCAAUUACUGAUAUUUUUAUAUUUUUAGGACAUUUUGCAUAUAUAAAAUAUAUCAUUUCUUGAACAGUAGUUCAGAAUACAAAAUCUAUAUACAUAUUUUCGUAUGUAUCUUAUCUCUGAUAAAAUGUAUAGGAUUUUUUAUUUCUGAGCUGAGUGGCGCUGGAGUAAUUAUAGCUUAUAUAUAAGAUAUGUUAUUCAUCAGUAAAAUUGUUUUUGUGUUAAAAUUGCAUUAAAAUAAUUAUUAUCGAUGCUUUAACUUAUAAUAAAUAAAAAAGAAUAUUUUGAACUAUAUGUUUUAUGAAAAAAAUGUUUAAAAUUGUAUACUGUAAAAGAAUUUUUAAUAUAAUAUUCAACAAGAUGCUACUCAAUUUUUAAGAAAUUCCAUGUAAAUAUUUAUAUUAGAAGAAAAUGGUACGAAUAAAAUGGUCUUUAACUAAAGCACCUAAUAUUCUUAAACUUAAUUUGAAACAAAAGUGGUGGCGUCUACAAAUCAUUACAAAAUCUUUAUUUUAUAAUGAAUUUUUAAAUUGGAGUUAUGUUUGUGAUAUACUUUUGGAACCAAUGUUCUGGUUUGUAGAAAAUUUUACUGCAUGUUUAGGACCUGUAUUUGUAGUAAUGGUAAGCCUUUUAACUGCAAGUAUUGUAUACAUUGCAUAUUACAUUGGUCUACCAUAUUGGUGGGAAAAAAGUCCAUUGAUGACAAUAAUCCUCUUAGUGAUUGGAAAUUGGUUAUUAGUAAAUGUAUGUUUUCAUUAUUAUAUGGGUGUAAAUGUUCCAGCUGGUUAUCCACCAGAAGGUGGUCUUAUACCAGAGGCUGUGAGUAUUUGUAAAAAAUGUAUUAAACCAAAGCCUCCUAGGACCCAUCAUUGUUCUGUAUGUAAUAGAUGUAUUCUUAAAAUGGAUCAUCACUGCCCAUGGUUAAAUAAUUGUGUUGGUCACUAUAAUCAUAGGCAUUUCUUUCAAUAUAUGGUUUUCACAGUACUUGGUAUUUUAUUCAUAAUGUUAUUUGGUGUAGAGAUUGCAUAUCAAGAAUUCUUUCCAGCACAGGAGCCAGAAUUAGAUGGUCAUCCAGUGCGUAUUAAUAAUUCUGAAAUAAUUCCUAUGACUGAGUCAUUAGAUCAUCUAAGUGAAGAAGAAUUAGCUGAAAUAGCAAAAAAAGCUGCAGAUACAAACAUUAAAGAAUGGAAACGUCGACUUAUAGUUUUUGCAGCACUAAUUUGUGUAGCCACAUUUGCAGCAUUAGGAGCACUUACAUGGUGGCAUGCAGGUCUUAUUACAAGAGGAGAAACAAGUAUAGAAGCACGUAUAAAUAGCACAGAAACGCAAAAGUACAAGAUACUUGGAAAAAUAUAUCAAAAUCCAUAUAAUUUUGGACCAAGACAAAAUUGGAAACUUUUUUUAGGAAUAAUUGGAAGAAAUUGGUGGUAUGUACUUUUUCCAUCUACUCAUGGACCAUAUGGAGAUGGUCUUACAUGGAAAACUAUUCAUGAUACAAAAAUAUCUUGAGUAUAAUUUCUCUAUUAAUAAUUACAGAAGUUAUACUUGUUUUUUACAGUCAUAAAAAAUAUCAUUUUUACAGAUUUAAAAAUCUUCUAGUCAAACUAUACAUACUUUGAUUAAUAUAAUAUAGUCUGAGAAUUUUAAUGUCAACCUUAAUCAAUAUAAAUACAGACUUUGUACAUCAACAAAAUUAUUCAAUAUGUACAUAUAUCGAUCACGAUACCUUUAACAAACAAUUUUAUCUAAUGUUAUAUUUAUUGUAUAUUUUUUAAGUAGUACCAAUAUCAAAUAUAUUUUACACUUUUAAAUCAGUCAAAAUAACUGCUAAAAAUAAAAAGUUUUUUAUCUUUGCAAAA
This is a messenger RNA of Apis cerana (Asiatic honeybee), 2057 nucleotides long. RefSeq names its product palmitoyltransferase ZDHHC16B. Lineage: Eukaryota; Metazoa; Arthropoda; Insecta; Hymenoptera; Apidae. The record is from RefSeq and is a predicted model, not a curated record. Gene Ontology annotation, molecular function: palmitoyltransferase activity.